GUGGUUGUUGGUGAUGGUGGUGCGAGAGAGGAUAAUCGGAUAACCAGAAAAUUUUCUCCAAACACAGAGUCAGUGAAGCACUCAAUAAGGAAGAAAGUGUGGUGCUCCAAGUGAGAGAGAGAGAGAGAGAAAGAAAUGGCCAUGGCAAUGGCGCUCCGCAGGCUUUCCUCUUCAAUCGACAAGCCAAUUCGACCUCUCUUCAAUGCUGGCGCAUCCCUCUAUUACAUGUCAUCUCUGCCCAACGAGGCUGUCUAUGAGAAGAGCAAAUCUGGCGUCACUUGGCCAAAGCAACUAAAUGCGCCUCUUGAGGCUGUGGAUCCUGAGAUUGCUGACAUUAUCGAACUCGAAAAGGCCAGACAGUGGAAGGGACUUGAACUCAUACCAUCAGAGAACUUCACGUCUGUGUCGGUUAUGCAAGCUGUUGGGUCCGUCAUGACCAAUAAGUAUAGUGAAGGAUAUCCUGGUGCAAGAUACUAUGGAGGAAACGAGUACAUUGAUAUGGCAGAAACCUUAUGUCAGAAGCGUGCUCUGGAAGCAUUUCGGUUGGAUCCUGCUAAAUGGGGAGUGAAUGUGCAACCUCUGUCUGGGUCGCCAGCUAAUUUCCAUGUCUACACUGCUUUACUGAAACCUCAUGAAAGGAUCAUGGCACUUGAUCUUCCUCAUGGUGGGCAUCUUUCCCAUGGUUAUCAGACUGACACCAAAAAGAUAUCUGCCGUGUCCAUAUUUUUUGAGACAAUGCCAUAUAGAUUGAAUGAAAGCACUGGCUACAUUGACUAUGACCAGUUGGAGAAAAGUGCCACUCUCUUCAGGCCAAAAUUAAUAGUUGCUGGUGCAAGUGCUUAUGCACGUCUAUAUGACUAUGCGCGGAUACGCAAGGUUUGCGACAAACAUAAAGCUGUCUUGUUGGCAGAUAUGGCACACAUCAGUGGGUUGGUUGCUGCUGGUGUUAUCCCAUCACCUUUCGACUAUGCAGAUGUUGUGACCACUACAACUCACAAGUCACUCCGUGGGCCACGUGGAGCAAUGAUUUUCUUUAGAAAAGGGGUUAAAGAAGUUAACAAACAAGGCAAGGAGGUGUUGUACGACUAUGAAGACAAAAUCAACCAGGCUGUCUUUCCUGGACUUCAGGGUGGUCCACACAACCACACUAUUACUGGAUUAGCAGUUGCAUUGAAACAGGCUACCACUUCUGAGUACAAAGCCUAUCAAGAGCAAGUUCUGAGUAAUUGCUCAAAGUUUGCACAGACUCUUACGGCGAGCGGGUAUGAACUUGUGUCGGGUGGAACUGAAAACCAUUUAGUUUUGGUGAAUUUGAAGAACAAGGGUAUCGAUGGCUCUAGAGUUGAAAAGGUGUUGGAAUCUGUUCAUAUUGCAGCCAACAAAAACACCGUUCCUGGAGAUGUGUCUGCCAUGGUUCCUGGUGGCAUCAGGAUGGGAACCCCCGCCCUAACUUCUAGGGGAUUUAUUGAGGAGGAUUUUGUUAAAGUGGCAGAGUUCUUUGAUGCUGCUGUGAAGGUUGCAGUGAAGAUCAAGGCUGAAACCCAAGGAACGAAAUUGAAGGACUUCUUGGCCACAAUGCAAGCCUCUCACUUCCAGUCGGAGAUUGCAAAACUACGCCAGGAUGUUGAAGAGUAUGCAAAGCAAUUCCCUACUAUCGGGUUUGAGAAAGAAACCAUGAAGUACAGAAACUAGACGUCCCCUUAUGCGAGGUAUAUGGGUGCAGAUAUCAAAUAAAGUUUCGUAGAUCGGAUGGAAGCAGACAGAGAGAUGGAACAAACUUGUCAGCUGACAGCAAGGAUUGCAAUGCAGAGCUUAGUAUAUAUGGGUAUAUAUAAUUAUGCCAAUCUUGAUUGGAAACUUCAGUAAAUGUAUAUAUACCUACCUGUAUCAACUCAACUUGAGAGUGUCUUCUUUCAUCCUCUCAUUUGAAAAACUGCUAAUGGCCCAUGAUCAGGGCUGAUUACACUUUUAUAUUAUGUUAUGCCUUAUUAUCUAAGUACGAGAGUGGCACUCAUAUAAUAAAACUGAAUCAUGUAUUGAAUCUGCUA
Molecule: messenger RNA, 2048 nt
Organism: Tripterygium wilfordii
Lineage: Eukaryota; Viridiplantae; Streptophyta; Magnoliopsida; Celastrales; Celastraceae
Product: serine hydroxymethyltransferase, mitochondrial
Exons: 16
Coding region: 136-1692 (518 amino acids)
Biological process (GO): L-serine catabolic process; folic acid metabolic process; tetrahydrofolate interconversion
Cellular component (GO): cytoplasm
Molecular function (GO): glycine hydroxymethyltransferase activity; pyridoxal phosphate binding; zinc ion binding
Source: RefSeq, a predicted model, not a curated record